This is a messenger RNA of Tachysurus fulvidraco (yellow catfish), 1762 nucleotides long. RefSeq names its product hyaluronan and proteoglycan link protein 2 (gene hapln2). Gene Ontology annotation, biological process: cell adhesion. The transcript is spliced from 6 exons. The record is from RefSeq and is a predicted model, not a curated record. Gene Ontology annotation, molecular function: hyaluronic acid binding. NCBI's taxonomy places the organism in Eukaryota, Metazoa, Chordata, Actinopteri, Siluriformes, Bagridae. The coding region runs from base 158 to 1174 and encodes 338 amino acids.
GAGAGAGAGCAUCCUACUGAUAUUGGAUAGAAACUGUAUGACUGUAUUAGCAGAAGAGGCAAAAAUUUUUUUUUUACUGCUGAAUUCUUUUAAUUUAGGACUUUGACGGAACAGCAACAGAAGACAAAACUCAUAACAGGAAAAAGUACACUUAAAUAUGAACUGUGUGGCUUUUAUGGUGGUGACUACCAGUUUUCUCUCUUGGACUGAUGCAGUUAAUCGCUACUACAGUAAAGACAAUGAUAAAACACUACAGUAUCUUACGGAACCACCGGUGUAUGCUGAGAUAAAAGCACGCCGGGGAGAGAACACAACCCUGCCGUGUGUUCUGCGAACCGUACCUUCUCAAUACAGAGUAAAGUGGAGUAAAGUUGAUCCUCUUCAUACAGAAUCAGAAAAUAUCAUUCUCAUCAGUAAUGGGCAUAAGGUUAAGCACUAUGGCAUAUGGCAAUCUAAAGCAAGUCUUCGACAGAUGCAUGCUUUGGAUAUCUCUCUCCGCCUCACCAAGCUGGAACUUCAAGAUUGUGGUCUCUACCAGUGUGAACUGAUCAAUGGUAUAGACGAUGAGUGUGUCACCAUUACUCUAAGCAUUGAAGGGGUUGUAUUUCCUUAUCAAAGCAGCCAUGGUCGUUAUAAGUUUACCUACGUUGAUGCCAAAAAAGCUUGUGCGGAGCAGGAUGCAACACUGGCAACAUACACACAGCUUUACAGGGAAUGGACAGAUGGUCUGGAGUGGUGUAAUGCUGGGUGGCUAAAUGAUGGGACUGUCCACUACCCUAUUCUGAAUCCACGGCCAGCUUGUGGGAAAGAUCUUCCUCCAGGGAUACGCAGCUAUGGGCCCCGGCACAAGACCAAGGAGCGUUACGAUGCCUUCUGCUUCACCUCUACCACUGAGGGUUCAGUGUUCUAUGUCCGUGGGCCUCUAAAUUUUUUGGAAGCAGCUCAUGCUUGUAAGGAGAAAGGAGCAAGCCUGGCCCUUGUAGGACAAAUCUACUCUUCCUGGAAGUUUUUAGGGUUGGAUCGCUGUGAUGGAGGCUGGCUACAAGAUGGUAGUGUGCGCUUUCCCAUCAUUAUCCCUAAGAAACGCUGUGGAGGACUUCCACAGCCAGGAGUUCACAGUUUUGGAUUCCCUAAAAAGAGUAUCAGUCUCUAUGGGGCAUAUUGUUACAGAUAAAUACCAACAUAGUGAUAAAUGACAAAAAAGUGCCACCGUAACAAUUUCCAUGCAGCCUGAGUAUUAUAACUUUUCCCUCUCAAAAGAUAAUGAGAUAAUGUUUAGACUUGAUAUUAUGGCAGUUCAGAAGACUAGAUUUGUUCCAUGGAAAUGUAGGAUUUUUUGAACCUAAAGCUUCAACAUUGAUAUGAGUUUCUCAUGUGAGUCUUCUGUGUUGCUAUUUUCUUCAGUUUUGAGAUCCUAUUAAUUAAUGUAUCAGUACCAAUUAAUGUAUAAGUAAUUGAUACAAAAAGCAGAUUUUUCAGAACUUUUUUUCUAAAUAACGUCCAAAUCUUUAUGCCUUUCAUAAAAUGUUGUGUAUAAUAUCAAACACUUUUUGUAUUUAUAUUAUGCAUGUUUUAACACGAAAUUCUAUAGAUCCUUAUGUGUGAAGUGUGAAAUCUAAAUGAACUCAAAUAUGCACAAAAGACUGCAUAGUUGAUUCUGUUAGCUUCGUGGCUUAGUGGUUAGCACGUUCGCCUCACACUGCCAGGGUUGGGGUUCGAUUCCCGCCUCCGCCUUGUGUGUGUGGAGUUUGCAUGUUCUCCA